Rotaria sordida is the source of this 1188-nucleotide messenger RNA. Lineage: Eukaryota; Metazoa; Rotifera; Eurotatoria; Philodinida; Philodinidae. The record is from the annotation of a GenBank genome assembly.
AUGAAUCAAAAUAAACGAAAAUUAAGUUUUAAAGAUUCAUCUGAAGAAACAACAAAGAAAUCAAGAAAGAAUAAAAAUAAUUGUACAAAUGAAUUAAUUCAAUCAAUAACUUCUAUUGAAAGUUUAUCAAAUGAAGUUUUUUAUGAAAUUUUUGAUUAUCUUGAUGGUUGUCAAAUAUAUGAAUCAUUUUCAAAUCUGAAUUAUCGAUUUUAUCAAUUGAUCAAUUCUUCAUGUCUUCUAUUUAAAAUGAUAGAUUAUUUUACAAUUAUAGAUGAUGACUUUUUAAAUAAUUGGAAUGAAAUUAUAUCAUAUAAUAAAGAACAAAUAUUUUCUCUUACAUUUUACACAUCAUCACGUAUCGAACGAUUUUUAUCAUCAUCGACUAUUCAAUCAUUUAUUCAUCUUCAAGCACUUUUUCUUUACAAUGUACAAUCUGAUAUACUUAUGUCAGUUCUUAUCAAUCUAUCAUCUUUACCACAUCUUCAAUCAUUAACUAUUAAUAUGUUUAAUACAUCGAUCAAUUUAGCUGAUAUUUAUCAAUUAGUAUUCAAUUUAUCAAUGUUAAAAUAUUACAAAUUGUCAAUAGAUGUUACAGAUUUAUCAAUAUCAUUACCAAUUCCUAUCAAUGAACAACAACAAAGUUCAAUUGAAUCUCUUAUUAUAGAUCAUUCUUGUACAUUUCAACAACUUUCCACUAUUGUUUCUUAUACAUUAAAACUUCGUUAUCUAAAAUUUACACAUGGUUUUAAUGAUACUUCAAAUAAAUUAUUGAUUUUGCCAAUCAAAUUAGAAAAUUUAACUUACUUUUCAUUACAUAUUUAUAGUGUUGAAUUUCAUGAUUUUCAAAGAUUUAUUCAAAAAAUUAAUUCAAACUUAAAAAAAUUAAAUAUUAGUAUUCAAUGUCAAGAUAUGACCUAUCUCGAUGCUUAUCAAUGGGAACAAUUACUUCUAAAUAAAACGUGGUACAAUAAUUUUGAAGUUACUAAUAUUGAAUAUUCAACAUCAGCUACUUUAAUACUGACAAAUUUUCUUUCUUUGUUAUAUGUCGAUAUGCUGUUUAAAAAGGUCAAACGUAUUCUAACUAUUACACAAAUUUAUCACUUAAUUGUUACUGAACAACAUUCAUCAAUUCGUGUAUUAGUUCAGUUGAUAAAUUUAUUACCUGAUUUACUUACGUUAAAACUUCAU